Penicillium verrucosum is the source of this 858-nucleotide messenger RNA. RefSeq names its product wax synthase family protein. Bases 1 to 858 code for a protein of 285 amino acids. NCBI's taxonomy places the organism in Eukaryota, Fungi, Ascomycota, Eurotiomycetes, Eurotiales, Aspergillaceae. The record is from RefSeq and is a predicted model, not a curated record. The transcript is spliced from 2 exons. Gene Ontology annotation, biological process: lipid metabolic process.
AUGAGCACACCUCCUCCUGGUCGCUUUUUGGUGCGCCAAACAGCCAUUGUUGUUUGGCAAUAUCUAGCUCUGGAUGUCUUUGCUACUCUUGCAUUGCAACAGGCAUUGGAGCAAGAGAAAAGUGGGAUGUUGCCGCUAGUGCCUCAAUGGGAUAUAUCAACCGAACAGUGGAUUGAACGUAUCAUCUCAAACAUUAUGGCGGGAUUUGUGGUGAGCCGAAUUCUCAUAGAUUUCCACCAUCGUGUCUUCUCGAUCAUCCUUGUGGGACUUGGACUCGACUCGCCUGAAAAUUGUCCUCCAUUGUACGGAAGAGCGCUAGAUGCCGAUACAGUACGGGGCUUCUGGGGAAAAUUCUGGCACCAGUUGCUGCAAAACCCCCUGACCUCUGUCAGCGCUUUCAUCACUCAAUACAUAUUGGGUCUAACGCCAAAGUCCUUCGUGCAGAGGUACAUGAAUGUUUUUGUUGUUUUCUUCUGUUCGGGCGGGUUGCAUCUCGUCCUCGACAUUGUGCAGGGAAUCCCAUCACAGGAAUCCGGCGCCAUGUUAUUCUUCGUCACGGCCCCUCUAGGCCUCAUGAUCGAAGACACCAUAAAAAUGGUUUGGAAAUAUUUGUCGAAGUCUAAUGGACAAAGCCAAAAACUUCCUAAACCUCUGUGGCAAAGGGCUCUUGGCCUAACGUGGUCUAUGGUAUGGCUAGGUGUCACCUCAACUGGGUUCUUCUAUCCACAGGUGGUGAGGCCAGAAAAUCAAGCCCUGGUUCCUUUUUCUUUGGCAGGUCAGAUUGGACUGCCUAUACAGGCAGGCAUUGUUUUGGUUGGUGGUGUUGUGCUAGCAAAGGUGUUUGAGGUUGAGGUGUGA